Messenger RNA from Seriola dumerili (greater amberjack), 2540 nucleotides. It is a transcript of the gene dcaf8, whose product is annotated as DDB1 and CUL4 associated factor 8. The transcript has 14 exons. Gene Ontology annotation, molecular function: protein binding. Gene Ontology annotation, cellular component: cytoplasm; Cul4-RING E3 ubiquitin ligase complex. NCBI's taxonomy places the organism in Eukaryota, Metazoa, Chordata, Actinopteri, Carangiformes, Carangidae. The coding region runs from base 1 to 1920 and encodes 639 amino acids. The record is from RefSeq and is a predicted model, not a curated record.
AUGGAGCCAGACAUUUUAGGGUUUGGAAGCUACAGAGCUAACAGGUUCUCCCUCGGGUCGACGCAGGACAAAGGAGACAGAAUGGCUGAGGCUGACGGCAAAUCCACUGCGCUUAACGGUGGCUCUGAAGAAAAGGAACCUGGAGAAGAUCAACACAAGGAGGGGGAUGCCUCUGGAAGCAAAGAAGGACAAACACAGUCUUCCUCUCAAGAUGCUCCCAAAGAAACAGGAGAGGUAUCUGGAGAGAAGCCUAUGCCAGAUGUGGAAGGAGAGACGGGCACAAACAGAGAGGGAGAGGAGGAAGAAGACACAGACAGCAUGGAUGGCAGUGGUCUGUACUCUCUGACUGAGGAUGGUGAAAGAGAAAGUGAGGGAGGCAGACAAGAGAGAGCAAAGGAUAAAGACGGUGGGAAAAGGGCAGCUAGAAAGAGAAAUAGACCUGGCGGUGGCACCAACCACUCCUCCAGCUCAGAUGAGGAUGAUGAUGAUGAUGAAGAAGAAGAAGAACAGAAAGAUGACGAAGACGAUGAUGAAGCUAUGGAGGCAUGGCUCGGAGCAGAGCUCCGUGACCUCCGUGGGCCUAUAUGGCGGGCGAUACCCUCACUGCGCUCCCGGGAGAUUGGCAGGGACUCGCACCAGUUUGUGAGGCGUGUGUGUGGAGCCCGAGGUCUUGUGCAGAGGCUGGAGCUCCAAGGCCGCCUGGAGAAGCACACAGGCUGUGUCAACACAUUGCACUUCAACCCCUCAGGCACACGCCUGGCAUCAGGAAGUGAUGACCUGCGAGUUGUCAUCUGGGACUGGGCCAUCCGCCAUGCUGAGCUGGAGUUUGAUAGCGGCCACAAGAGCAAUGUCUUUCAGGCUAAGUUCCUGCCUCACAGCGGAGACUCCACCUUGGCCAUGUGUGCUCGAGAUGGUCAGAUCAGAGUGGCUGAGCUCUCUGCCACACAGCGCUGCAAGAACACCAAGCGGGUAGCACAACAUAAAGGGGCAGCACACAAGCUGGCCCUCGAGCCAGAUUCACCCUGCUCUUUUCUGUCUGCUGGAGAGGACGCCGUGGUGUUUGGUAUUGACCUGCGUCUAGACCGUCCCGCCAAUAAACUGGUGGUUGUAAAGGAGGGUGAUAAAAAAGUUGGGCUGUACACCAUCUUUGUCAACCCAGCAAAGACACACCACUUUGCUGUGGGCGGGAGAGACCAGUAUGUCAGGAUCUACGACCAGAGGAAGAUUAAUGAGAAUGAUAACAAUGGUGUACUGAAAAAGUUUUGUCCUUCACAUCUGGUAUCCAGUGAGUCCAAAACCAACAUAACCUGCCUUGUGUACAGUCAUGAUGGCACAGAACUCCUGGCCAGUUACAAUGACGAGGACAUCUACCUAUUUGACUCCAACCACAGUGAUGGGGCUGACUAUCGCAGGAGAUACAAGGGACACCGCAAUAAUGCCACAGUGAAGGGGGUGAACUUCUAUGGGCCAAGCAGUGAGUUUGUGGUCAGUGGCAGUGACUGUGGACACAUCUACCUGUGGGACAAGUAUUCAGCUCGUAUCGUCCAGUUUAUGGAGGGAGACAGAGGAGGAGUGGUGAACUGUCUGGAGCCUCAUCCCCAUCUGCCUGGUAUGGCCACCAGUGGGCUGGACCAUGAUAUCAAACUAUGGGCUCCCACUGCUGAAAGCCCCACAGGACUCAAGGGUCUAAAGGAGGUGAUGAAAAAAAACAAGCGGGAGCGUGAUGAAGACAGCGUGCGCCACGGCGACCAGUAUGACACCCAGCUGCUGUGGUUUCUGAUGAGACAUAUGAGGAACAGACGGCCCCCAAGGGCACGCCGUGAGGGUACAGACCCCGACACAGAUGAGUCCUGGAGCUCUCCAGAUUCCUCUGAUGAAGAGGAAGGAGGUCCAGACCAUGUCCAGUGCAUGUCCUCCUGAGCCACACACACACACACACACACACACACGCACGCACGCACACACACACACACACACACACACACACACACGCACGCACGUACACGCACACACAGUGGGGUGCAAAAUCUGAGACCACUCUCCCUUGAAUAAGAAAGUGGUCUCAUACUUUUGGACCCCACUUUACAUACAUAUAUACACACUUUAUUGCCCUUGAAUUGAUGCACAUAGGCAAGCACUAUUGACACACUGGCAUACUCAAACACUGACGAGCCACAGACUUGGGGUUUUUCUUUCACACAUACAAUCUCACACAGACAAACACAUCAUACAUUUACUUAAAUAUGCUGUUGAAGCAGAGUGACAGAUUUGUUAACGCCUGGUUUCCCAGCAGUUACAAAUGUGCACAUGGCGGCUACAGUCUGCAUAUACACUUCCAAAAUCCUGAUUUUUGAGAACUGUACGAAGAGGUUUAGUGAGUGCUUACAUCCCUAUAAACCACUUGGAGGCCCCUGCUUGUCCAUACAUUAUCUAUAUGCUCUGCCUAGCCCCAGAACUAUGUACUGUGCGUGUAUGGCAACAAGCACCUCCAACUUUAGGCACCCUGUAGUAAGCUAUACAUCACCAGCAGACAAACCCCC